Messenger RNA from Capsella rubella, 763 nucleotides. RefSeq lists its product as uncharacterized. Lineage: Eukaryota; Viridiplantae; Streptophyta; Magnoliopsida; Brassicales; Brassicaceae. The coding region runs from base 24 to 563 and encodes 179 amino acids. The transcript has 4 exons. The record is from RefSeq and is a predicted model, not a curated record.
GAGUCAUAUGCAAGCAAUAGAGAAUGGAGGAAGAGGUUGUGGAAUCGAGGAAGAGUAGGAAGGAGCAAGAAAGGGAAAGGCGGCGUCUAAGAGACAGAGAAAGAAGACAGUCUAUGAGCCAAGAUGAGAGGGAAAGGCAUUUGGCUAGGCGUCGCAAAAACUAUCAGCUUCGAAGGCAGAGAGCUGAGAUACACCGUCAAGACUCUCACAUCCAAGCAGUUACUGGAGGCAGCCAAACAGCACUGAAUUCACCGCCUGAUUCUGGAGCCAGCUUCGUUGAUGAGUCUGAUCAGAGUGUGGGAAUACCAGUGGAGGAUCUGGCUAAAAUGAUGGGUACUAUAAGGCUGAGCCGUCUGAAACAUCUGGCUAGGACAUUGAAUAAGCCCAAUACUAAUGGUGCAGAGUCAAGCAACACAGGAGCAACAGAUGCAAAUACAAGAUGUGCAAUGUCAAGUGGGCUACGUUUGAGUCGGAUGAAACGACUGAUAAGAUCAAAGGGCAAGCAAGAGGGUUCGUCGUUGUCACAUUCCAAAACACAAGCAGAACCUGAUGAGCUUCAAUAGAGUGAACCUCUUAUUGUUUUGGAGACAUACAUGUAGGAAUGACUCACCAUAUUUUUUGUGUUUCAAAUACAAGUGAGUAUUACAUCAUACUCUUCCUUCCCGAUCAGACAUUUUUAACAUUUUGUAGUUGGGAAGAAGAAACGAGAGUUGUGAUAUCUCGUAGUUGAGUGAAUCUCUUUUGCUGAACAAGACAAUUAUUU